Physella acuta is the source of this 3676-nucleotide messenger RNA. RefSeq names its product ras-related C3 botulinum toxin substrate 1-like. NCBI's taxonomy places the organism in Eukaryota, Metazoa, Mollusca, Gastropoda, Physidae. The record is from RefSeq and is a predicted model, not a curated record. Gene Ontology annotation, molecular function: GTP binding; GTPase activity. Gene Ontology annotation, biological process: small GTPase-mediated signal transduction.
AUAUAAAAUGUGUGAUCGUGGGAGGCGGAUCGGUAGGGAAAGCAGCCAUGGUGCAACGUUUUUGUGAAGGCUCAUUCCGUACAGCGUAUUUCCCCCCAAUAUUUUACCACAGCACCGUUGAAAUGACAGUGGAUGAAAAGAAGGUCAGCCUUGACCUGAUUUCUACAUCUGGUCAAGAAGAUUAUGACAGGCUGAGGCCUCUGUCAUACCCUGGAGCUGACUGUUUCAUUCUCUGUUUCUCAUUGUGUAGCGAAGAUAGCGCAGAGGACAUCAAGGAAAAGUGGUACCCAGAAAUUCGCUAUCACUGUCCCUAUGCACCAUUCAUUCUAGUGGGCACUAAGCUAGAUGUAAGGCAAGAUAAGGAUAUGCAGGCUGGUGGUGAAAAGGUCGUGUCCAAAUCAGAAGGGGAGAAAAUCGGGAAAUCUAUCAAAGCCUACAGGUACCUAGAGUGCUCUGCCUUGACCCAAGAAGGACUAAAAGACGUUUUUGAAGAAGUGGUUAGAGCUAUUCUGUACCAAAAACCCAAGCACAAAAGUAAUUGCAAAGGAUGUGUUAUGUUAUAGUUUUGUUUUAAAUUAUUUAUUUGAUUCAUUUCUCCAACUGUUUUUAUUAAAUAGUUUUAUUUUACUUUGAACCAAAAGAUGCUGAAUUUUUUUCAGCAUUAUCUUUUAGAAUAGGCAAAUUCUAAACAUUUAAAUAAUUGGUAAAUGCUUGAAAUCUUAAACGACAUUUUAAAAAUUUGAUAUUUCUUCAUCACCCUAAAACUAAUUUUUUUUUAAUCUAAUAAAAGUUAGAUUUUUACUACCUGUUUUGCUGUGAGGGUUAUGGUCGGGAUAAGAUAAACAGUUGUAUUAGGUUGCAUUAGGUGUUUGAUACUUGUAAACAUUUUGUUUGCAUUUUAAUAAGUAAAAUAUUUUUAUUAAAAAAACAAUUAAUUUUCAGCAAAAAUAUUUUAUUGUCUUAACUGCAUGGUAUUCUGCCUACAGAAUUUACUUUUGAUUUAGUUUUUGUUUAAAUAUGUUUUAAAUAUUUAAAUACACCAACAGUAUUUAUUAUUGAAAUAUGUGUAUGAACCAAGACGAAUGCUUUUUGAAUGUUUUUGACAGACUGAAUGUAAUUGAAUGUGUAUAAAAAAAAAUUUCCACCGAGCAUUUACUCUGACUUGCCUAUUUGCCCAUGUGUAAGAUGUUUAAGCAAGCCUUAUUUUCUUUGUACUGACUGCUCUUAGGUUCACAAAUUUCAAUGUUUAUCUGGCAAACUGCUGUGUAUAUACUAUUAUAGAGUAAAACAAUUUGAUACAAAUGACUUUUUUUUCAUUAUUUGAUACAUAUAAAUUUAAUAUUUUUAAAAUUAUAAUUUCAAUCCAAUCAGACUAACUCAUAAAAUGUUUGAAUCAUUGUUUAUUGAUGAAUAGUUUCAUUAAUUUUUAUAGAGAUCUGUACUUUAUUUUAUGUAUAUAUUUUUUAAACACACCUUUAAAUUUGUAUAGCAAUUCAUAAAAGGUAAUUUUGAUGGUUAAAAACAAAAUUUAAACCAAAAAACACAAUAUUAAAAUAUGAAGGUGGAUCUUAAAAUUCACUUAAGGUAAAAUUGCCUGGGUUGAUAACCAUCUAUAUAAACACAAAAUCAAAGUGACUUACUUUAUUUUGCAUGAAUUCAAGACACUUUGGUAUGUCAACUAUGUUGCUUAUACAUGUUUAAAAUAAUUAUUUUAUUUUCCAAAUUAACAUUAAAUUUAAUUUGAGAUAAGUAAAAGUAUCACUUUUUGUGUAAAGUAUCUUGCAGGCUAAGAUUUUAUGGUCCAAACUUUCUCUAGAUAUAAAGAUGCAAUAAAUCGUGGUAUAAGUAUAAACAUGUAAGUUUACAGAUUCACUAAUGAUAAUGGUGGUUGCAAAUUCAUCAAGUCAUUCAGUCUUAGCUUGUUAUAUGGUUAGCUUCCUGUGGUAAGAUGGUCAUUCCUUGGACACUUAGGCUACUGACACCUAGGCUAAUUGGUUCUCCUGACACUUAGGCUACUGAUAUCUAGGCCAAGGAGUUCUAAUGACACCUAGGCUACUGACACCUAGGCUACUGAGUUCUUCUCUGAGCCAUUCCCUCCAACUGCCUCAGUUGUAAACCAUCUUUCUUAUGACCACCCCCUCCCCCCGUCUGGUCAGCAUGUGGUUGUCCAAAUAUGAUGUCAUACUCAUAGAGGUGAGGGGCAUUGAACUCCAGUGACAAUGUUUGUUGAGGAGCCCACUAUUAAAUACGAAAAAAAAAUCCUGUUUUUAUUUGUAAAAAAAACCCACCUAUUUAGGGAGGGUAGUGUAAAUUGUGACAUCAUUUACAGAGGCUUUUGACUUUAGUGACAAUUUGUGUGUUGCGUAUCAUAAAUUGUCACAUUAAAUAAGGGAGGCUUCUCACUUAAGUGACAAUAUUGGAUGCUGGAGAAAGAUGAGUGUUUUAAAAUACAUGACCUCAUUUAUGGGCAACCUAUAAGCCGAGUGUUUUCCAAAUGAAUAGAAUGAUCAGCGGUGCCUUCUCUAGGUUACACAAUUAUACGAUGGCCCACAAAUUUCAUCGAUUUCUUGUAUUCCUAUAAAAAAUUUACUGAGCUUCUUUUAUAGCUUUUAAUCAGAGAAUCAUAAAUCAUUUCGAAUAAGUUGUUUGCCUUGUAAAUCGUCAAAUUUAAUUUGUUAUGCAUUUAAGAUGUGAUCAAUUCAUAAAAAUACUUUUUCACAUAGUUCACUACUCUUUUUUAUGUUAACUGAUACGUUCUUUUCUUAUAUAAUUCAUCUAAAGUAUUAAUUGUGUUCACAAGAGCAUAUUGAGGACAAUUAAUCCUUGUGGAGUGAAAAGUAAAAAAGUAAAGUUCCCUUUCGAACAUGACGAUCUAUAGGGCAAAUGAAAUAAAGUUCACUUGUUUCUGUGACCUCGGCAUAUGAAGAGAUAGUGUGGUCAGCAUUAUGCGUUUAUGCCGAGCCACCUUUACUUUCCCUAACAUGAGUUAGGUACCCAUUAGAGUUGGGUGGACUCAGGGAUGGUCUACUGACUUGAACCCGGAUUCGAACUCGAGACUAACGGGUUAGCAGUCCAGCUCUCUACUGCUAGAACACUCUAUCCCAGUGGAGUUAAAUAGUGCAGAAAAUAUGGACUAGUUUAUAAGCCAUCCCUACUAAUUCAUAUCAUUAACAUCACAGAUACUUCAUCCCUAAUCUUAAGGGCUGUAGUGCUCUCAUUUACAAUAUUUACAAGUGAUUAUGGUAUGCAUGUGGUUUUUUACUAAUGAUAAGAAUUGAAAAUCUGAUGGCUGUGAAAAUGUAAAAAAAUGUGCUGCAUUGAAGAUUGUGUGGAAGAUGAAAUUAGGGUGAAACAGGAAUGUUUUUUAAUAGCGCUAAACAGUGUUUUUAGUAGAACCAAAAUGUUUUUUUCUGGGGACCAAAAUGUUUUUAAUGGAGCCAAAAUAUUUUAAAUGGGAUCAAAAUAUUUUUUAUUGAGAUCAAAAUAUUUUUUUUUUAAUUGUGACAAGAUGUUCUUAUUGGAAAUAUGUUUUAUGUUGAAUCAAAAUAAAUCUUUUGAGACCAAAAUGUUUUUAGUGGAACCAAAUUUUUUUAAACUGAAAUCUGAUUGUUUUUAAUAAACAAAAGAGUUUUUAGUGAGAUAACAAUAUUUUAGUAAACCACAAAAUUUAGUUUAG